This is a messenger RNA of Amorphotheca resinae ATCC 22711, 1448 nucleotides long. RefSeq lists its product as hypothetical. Gene Ontology annotation, molecular function: RNA binding. Gene Ontology annotation, biological process: tRNA modification. NCBI's taxonomy places the organism in Eukaryota, Fungi, Ascomycota, Leotiomycetes, Helotiales, Amorphothecaceae. The transcript has 5 exons. The coding region runs from base 22 to 1008 and encodes 328 amino acids. The record is from RefSeq and is a predicted model, not a curated record.
CGACAACGUGCUUUGAACAACAUGGCGGAUUCUAAUAAGAGAAAGCAGGCGCCAGGACAGGACCGAGACAGGAGGGGUCCGAAGAGGAGCAAGGGCGGUUCUGGUGGGAAGUGGCAGACUCCACAUCAAAAGGCAAAACUUGCCGCUUCACAAGGAAGUGGAAAGAUAGAGCCUGGCGAUGUUGGUAUCUGGGCUACCUGUGCGAAGAACCAGGAGAACAGAGCCAGAGAAGAACUCCUCAGCAUGUUUGAGGAUUGUGCAGAACGGUUCUAUGGAAUCGUAGCAAGAUCCGUUGAAAAUGAUGAAGAGGACUCCGUGGAUGAUAUCGAGUCCUCGAUUCAGAAGGAACUCGAGUCCCUGGGCAACAAGAAGGGAAAACCACAGCUGUUCUCUCCUGUACCAAUCGAUCUGCCGUGUGUUAUAUUUUUCAAGACUCAGUCCCCGAUAGAUCCGGUCGACUUUGUCCACAAGAUCUGUGUGGAAAUCGUCUCGAAGCCCGGUAUCCGGAGGAUGCGAUACGUCAACAGACUGACGCCAAUGGAAUUUACUGGGAAAGCAACUGAGAAAGGCCUCGAGGAAGUAGGAAGGACGGUGCUGGGAAAGCACUUCCGGCUUGCAGGAGAAACAUCAAAGGGGGAUGAAGAGGGAACGACCCCUUCGACGUAUGCAAUCCGACCUACCAUACGCAAUCAUCAUACUCUUACGCGCGACGUGGCCAUCAAGCAGACUGCAGCACUGGUAGACGAGGCACAUAAAGUCGAUCUCACUAAGCCCGACAAAGUCAUAAUAAUCGAGGUAUUUCAGACGGUGUGUGGGAUGAGUGUUUUAGGAAGCGACUGGGAGAAGCUUAAACGCUUUAACCUCGCGGAGCUUUACCCAUCUGCACCAAAAGCCGGGGCUACCAGCCAGUUUAAGGCUGAGGCUAUACCGGAAAGCGUAACCAGAGACGAAGCUCGCCUGGAAGGUCAUCAGCCUACCAGUACCGACGAGCCGGAUUCCACGACUUAGCCAGCUCUGAACAACAAUUGGACAAUCGCAAUUAUUAUUGUCAAGCUGUCAACAAAACAACGUCCGCUCUCCACCCCGUCCAUCCCGCUCCGUACCACUUCGGAGUAGCCGCGCGGGGCUUGUCGGUCGCUUAAGAUUGGCUCACAAUCGCUCUCCGGCGUCUUCGCUACAGUAGUUAUACAGUCUUACGCCCGGAGUUGGUCUCUUACAGCAAUUCGUCCGAGUAAGUAGUAGCGGAAUAUAGAAAUUGAAACACUUCGUUACGUGGAAACGGCCUUGGGCGGGAAUGGCGAAAAGGGCUCCGUUCAAUUUCAGCCUGACCAUACGCUACGGGAGAUAUGUCCGGGUUCUGCGACAUGACUGAGGUAUCUGGCGCUGACCAGCCAUUCCUAACCACCAGAAUCCUCUCGGUCUCUCAUUGACAAAUGCGCUGUUGGGCG